Molecule: messenger RNA, 15402 nt
Organism: Mytilus trossulus (common blue mussel)
Lineage: Eukaryota; Metazoa; Mollusca; Bivalvia; Mytilida; Mytilidae
Exons: 36
Coding region: 43-13821 (4592 amino acids)
Biological process (GO): positive regulation of DNA-templated transcription
Cellular component (GO): nucleus; histone methyltransferase complex
Molecular function (GO): zinc ion binding; DNA binding; protein binding
Source: RefSeq, a predicted model, not a curated record
AAGUCGGUCAUACAGCGCCACCUCUUGGGAUUUCCCUACAAUAUGGCGCGACUGAGGUUCCCCGGUCGUCCUGGCUGUAGAUUUGGCCGAUUAGGUGUUAGAUAUGGUGCCGAUGAGGCUGAUAAUUUCCAGGAUCCUGUGUUAGCAUGGGUUGCUAAUAUACACAGAGGGUUGCGACAAUUCAGAGAACUAUGCGGGGAAUCUGACGAGGAUGAUGAGUUUCAAGGGUUUACUGCUCAGGAUGUCAGAGCAGCUGAAAAGAAACUGGCAAAAUAUGAGGCAGACUUAUACGGAGAGGAAGAGGAAACUCCUAUUUCCACUGUUUCUCCUGACACAAGCUUUAGUCCAACAUCAACCCUAUGCAUAUCAACCAGGUUUACCAAACAGAGGGAGAGUAUUGAUAAUUUACCUACGUCUGAAAGGACAAGGAAUAGACAAAAAACAGUGAUUCGUCGUUCAUACAAAGACUUACUAACCAAAGGAAUCGCUAAACCUACUAAAUCUUAUGUUAUAAAGUCGCGUAAAGAUUUAAUUACACCACAAGCAGAAACAAGGCAUGCACUUUCAUCUUACCACAAAAUGCCAAAGUGUGUCUCCCCUGAAAUGCGUAAAUUUUAUGAACAAGGUUACAGAAUCCGAUUAUCUGGACGAUUUAAGGGAUCUAGAGUGAUAUUUGGAGUUGGUCUACCGAAAUAUUUAAAUAUUGUGACUCGUAAAUCAUAUGUCCCCAUAGGUUCCCCAUCUAGUUCUUUUGAGCAGAUAGAUAAUGAAUCACCAGAGCAGUACUAUCUGAAGCCAUACAAAAAGAGGAAAGAACGAGAUAAGAAAUUUACAGUUGUUAGUACUAUAGCAAAAAGAGGAAGUAAAAACAUUGCAAAGUCUUUACUUGACAAGGCUAAAAAAGGAAAAGAAGAUCCUGCAGCUAAGAAACACAAAAAAACGGUGAAGAAAAAACAGUUUGUAUUACCAACACAAAGUUCAAGGUCAUCAAGAGUCAUUAUACCAACCAAAAGAUUCAUAGAAGAUGAAAUUAGCCCAAUAACCAAGAAAAAGAAAGAAAAUCUGUUUGAUACUUCCUUAACAUCAAGUUUUAAACAACCUUUUACAUCACCAUCAUCACAGAAAAAAAUGGACAAACUUACUAUUCAGACAGACUUUCCAAGCACUGCUGGAUUUGGCUCAUUUUCACCAAGCAUAUACAGAAAAGCUAGUCUGUUUGACCAGCCAUUGAUUACAGAAGGUAAAAGGGAGAGAAGACCAAGUCAAAAAGUAAAAAUGGUUGAAGGAACAGAGAAUGAAUAUAAAAGUCCUUUUAGAUCUGAUGAAUUCAACGAGGCAAGAAAGGUCCAUUUAACACCAUCAAAACUUGGUCAUAGUUUGCAUUCUCCAACAUUGUCACCACCAAUAAUAAUGGCACCCCCUAAAUUUGGUAGCACGCCAUUCAGAUCACUUACACAGCAAAACAUCGAAGUAGAGGCAACUAAAAGGAGUGGACAUAAUAUUCUAAGGAAAGCUAAAUUACAGCUUAAUAGAGCAGCGCUCAAUAGGUCUAAGGCUGCAUUAGCUAAAUCAUUGAAGAAAGAAAUGAAGAGGGAAGAGAAAAACAAGAAGAGAUUAUCAUUAUAUGAGUCUGAUUUAGGUUAUUCUACAUAUACUGGAGGAUCUCAGACCUACAUGGACAAAGAAGGUCCUGAAAAUGAUCCAGAUCAAAACACAGAAAAGAUAUAUUCCUGUAAAGUUUGUGGAGUUACAAGUAAUAGUAGAAACAAUAUGAUAAGAGGUGCUAUAUGUAAUCCUUGUUAUAAAUGGCAUAAACGGGAUCCAGCCUUGGGAAAAGAACCCUGUCAAAACAAAGGAACAUGUGACAAUUCCAUACCAAACAAAUCUUUAUGCAGACCAUGCAAAUACAGAAAGGCAUGUACAGUAUAUUUUACAUCAGCAGGGAAACCAGUUCCAAAAUUUAAAAUAAAAAUAUCUAAAGAUAAAUUGAAACAUACUAGUCCUUUAAAAUCACCACUGAGAAGUACAGAAGGAACAAGGUCAAUUGAAGACAUGGUGGAGCUCAAGAAAGACGAAAAGAAAAAACCUACAUAUUUAGAAAUGAUGCAUACGUCUGUAGGGGAGCUUAUGGAUCUAGAUGAGCCCCCUUCACCAUCAUCUCCUAUUCAACAAACAGAUACAGGCGAUCUAAGUGAUGUCACGACUUCACCAGAAAGUCAUACCUCACCACAGUCUAACGCCAGAGGUCCUCGUAUCAAACAUGUAUGUAGGAAGGCAGCCGUUGUUCUUGGUAAAACUGUAGCUAAAUUCCCACAGACUGAACUGACACUUAGUGCCCUGCCAAAGGGAGAGAAGAAGAAAUUACUGAAGCAAGAUGAACUGGACAAAGCAGCGUAUUCAGAUGAUGAGAAAACUAUAGAAGAGAUUAUCCAGGAUGCUGAGGAGGGACAGGAUACUUUUAUUAGGUCACCACCUGUCAAAGUUAUACCGAAAAUCAAAAUGCACAAAACAACACCACACCAACCAAGUAGUUUGAUGAUGAAAAAAAGCAAACGUAAACUAAGGUGCAGAAAAUGUGUCAACUGUCUAAAAGCAGAUUGUGGAAAGUGUCGAUACUGCUUAGACAAACCUAAGUUUGGUGGGAGAGGUGUUAUGAAACAAGCAUGUAUGAAGAAAAAUUGUUUAAGUCCUCACUUCUAUAAAGCUGGUACCGCACUGGUGGCUUUAAAAGAUGACCAACAAGUUAUCAGUAAUCCUGGACACAGUUCUGAAAUGAAUAACAACAAUGGUAAUACUGGUAAAUCCUGUCUUAAUGUGCUAGGGAGAUUUGGACAGAAAACCAGAACAACUUCCUCAACCUAUCAGCAAGCAGAUGCCAAUAAUGAUGGUUUGUCAGACAAAACACCAGCUGCCAUUAGUCGUCAAUUACAGUUUGGUGGAAAUUCACAAGGCACUCAUCAUCAGUUAUCAAACAUUUCAAGAGCUUCCAGAUCACAGAGUACUGGUCGACUUUCUACAAAGUUACCACCAAUGCCAGGAGGAAGAAAUGAAUUAUCAUUAACCCAGCGAAAUAGAAAUACUUCUAUCCGUUGGUCAAGUCUUAGACCAGAUAACCAGGCUCAGCAUCGUGUCAAAGCUGAUUUCAAGGAAAUCUAUAAUGUGUGGUCAGCUUGGCAGUUUGGUGUAUCAUUGACAGUGGCCAAUCCCUUAUGCUGCAGAACUCUUUGUUUUCUAUGUGGAAGUGCAGGAAAACAUGAGUUUUUUUACUGUAAUGUUUGUUGUGAACCUUUCCAUGAGUUCUGUUUAGAUGAAAAUGAAAAACCAUCGUCAGAUAAUUUAGAGAACUGGGUUUGUCGGAAAUGUCAGUUUUGCACUGUCUGUGGACAACAGAAAAAUCUAUUGAAAUGUGAUAAGUGUCAGAAUACCUACCAUCCAGAAUGUUUAGGUCCAAAUUAUCCUACAAAACCUUCAAAGAAGAAAAAUAUAUGGAUAUGUACAAAAUGUGUUAAGUGUAAAAGUUGUGGUGCUACAACUCCAGGAUCUGCUAGCAAUGCAACCUGGACGUAUGAUUUCCAACUGUGUCAUGUAUGUGGUCAGCUGAUGGACAAAGGAAAUUUCUGUCCAAUUUGUCAUAAGUGUUAUUCUGAUGAUGACUGGGAUUGUAAAAUGGUACAGUGUGCUAAAUGUGAUAGUUGGGUACAUGCCAUGUGUGAAGGGCUUUCAGACGAGAUGUAUGAGCGAGUGUCAUGUUUACCAGAUGAUGUGCAUUAUAUUUGUCGGAUGUGUGCAGGCCACAGAACUCGACAUUGGGAACUAGUUUUACGUGAUGACUUUAUAGCAGGGAUUAAGUCUAUAUUCUACUCAAUUUAUCAUGCCAAGUGUUCCAAGGUCCUGGAAAUUGAAGAUAAGAAACCUGACACUGAAAAUAAAAUAAUCGUAGAUGAAAGUAGUAAUGACUCCUUGUCCAGUAAGGAGGUCAGUUCUGAUUCAAAUUCUGUUGCCAUGGAAACUGACAAAACUUUAAAAUUGGAUACAAGUGCAAAAAGUAAUAAUUAUUUGACUAACUGUGGAAGAGAUAUUUCUGAGGCAGUUUCUGAUGACGGUGAUAGUAAAAGAGAAAUUGUUUCUAUGGAAACUGAUAAUAAGGGAGAUAAUUCUUUGUUAAACUGUGAUUCUAAGGUUGUUAAUGUCUGUGAUAAAGUUUCUGAGAGUGAUAUUUCUGCUAUAACAAAACAGUUAGAUGAGCCAGAUGGCAGUAAAUCUUAUGUUUUAAAGAAUACUGCUGAUGUAGAAUUAUUUAUUAAGAAUUUAGAAGGUUUAGUGAAGAACAGAGCAUCUUCAGAACAGCAAUCAAAUCAAACAAGUACAAUUCAGACUCCUGAACAAAAUUUAGUUCCAACAAGUGCAGCCUCUAUUAUUGAACAAAAAUCAUUACAAACUACAGGACCUAAUCCUGAACAAAAUUUAAUUCAAAGUACAGUAACUUCUAUGGAACAGAAAUCUUGUCAAUCUAGUGCAGUGACUAUUUCUGAGGACAAAUCAAUACAGAAUAUUACCGAAUCAAUAGCAUUACCAAAUACUUGUCCAAGUAUAUCUUCCGAAUCAAUGGCAUUACCAAGUGUUGGUCAGAGUUUAAUGACCGAAUCAAACUCUUUACUAAGUGUGGAUCCAAGUACUUUGACCGAAUCAAAGGCUUUAUUAAGUGUUGGUCAGAGUACAUUGACUGAAUCAAAGGCUGUACCAAGUGUUGAUCAGUCUAUAUCUACACAAACUCCUACAGACAAUCAUAGUGAAAAGUCUAUACGACUGAGUGUAGAUAGUAAUUCAAGUUUAGCUAGUCAGAGCAUUGUAGUACAUAAAACACCGGAAAAGAAAGGAGCUGUGGUACGAUUUGCAGCAGAAACUUUACCAAAGGUUGUACCUACCAGGAAUUAUCCUAAAGAUCUCAUGACAGUCCGACAAAAAAUUAUAGACGGAGGUUAUAUAAAUGUGGAAGAGUUCAGUGAGGACAUAGCAUUCAUUAUAGAGUCAGCAUUAACAGAUACAGAAGAAAAUAGUGUUGUCAGGAAGAAAGCCAUUAAUUCUGUUAGAUCCAUAUUUGUAAAACAAAUGGAGAAAUGUUUUCCCUGGUACAAUGUUAAAGCCUGCAGGAUGUGGGAGCAUAACAGAUGUCUACCUCAAAACAUGUUGCCAGAUGCUGUAAUUCCACCAUUUGAAGACCAUACCUAUGCACAGUGGUUAGAGAGAGAAAGUCUGCCAUCUUCACCCCAGCCAUCACCAUUCAAGAAAGUUUUAGACACGCCUGUUAAGAAAGUUCUAACAAUAGUUGAUCCAGAAGAGGAGGGAGAGAAAGUUUUAUCAUCAGAUCUGGCUGAUGAUGGACAGGACACCAGGAGAUGUAUACUCUGUUGGCAUUAUGGAGAUGCUGAUCCUAAUAGAGAGGGAAGGUUGUUGUACACAGGUCAAGAUGAUUGGGUCCAUAUAAACUGUGCCUUGUGGUCAGCUGAGGUUUACGAGCAGGGUCGGGAUGGAUCAUUACAGAAUGUUCAUGAAGCUGUGUCAAGGGGCAAAAAGAUGAAAUGUGAUAUUUGUCAAAGAGCUGGUGCUACAGUUGGAUGCUGUACCAGAGGUUGUCCUGCCAAUUACCAUUUUAUGUGUGCUAGAAUGGAUGGGUGUUUGUUUCAGGAUGAUAAAAAAGUAUUCUGUUCACCACACAAGGAAAAAGUUGACAGAGAGCUUGUUAUGAAAGAUGAGUUUGCUGUAAUGAGAAGAGUAUGUGUUGAUAGAGAAGGCAUGAAAUUCACAAAGAAAAGUUGGACAAAGGGUCUCACUACUGCUGAAAUCAACAUUCUUAUAGGUUCCUGUACAAUAGAGUCGUUAGGAUAUUUGACUUCUUUAUCUGACUGUAAAGGUGUACUUCUUCCUGUUGGAUUCAGUUGUACAAGAGUUUACUGGAGUACCAAGCACUCAAGGAAAAGAUGUGUGUAUACCUGUAAGAUCACAGAAUUCCGACCGGAAACUCCAAAGACUCCUGAGGCAACCAUCAUGGAUAUGACUAUCAUACACGAUGUCAACCAUCCAGAUUAUGUCCCCUUGUCUAAACUCAAUCUUCCAGGCAUUAAUCUGUUUCCACAAAAGACAAGGAAGAGGGCUAGCAUUAUAGAGUUGACUGAUGACGAAUCUUCGGUUUGCUCCAAUGAAUCUUCUCGGACAAUAUCUGUAUCAAGUCUUGACAAGACGAGAUCCAUGUCAGUAGACAGUGAAGAUCCACUAAGUUCAUCAUGGCCAGCGCCAAAUAAAAAGCGGAAAAAUGACCCAUUGCCUGUUAAUUUGUCAAUGCUGUCUCCAACAACUUUGCGCCUGCUUAACAAAGAUCCAGAAAAGUACAGAAAUGAAUCAAAAGACCAAAACAAAUCAAUCAACAAGAUCUCGCCACCUUCUGUAGCAGUCAUCAAUGAUAAUCCACUGGCAGAGAUUGCUAAUAGGUUAAAUAGUGCUGCAGCCAGAAACAGACAGAAGAGUGAGGAAAGGACGAUUGGUGGAAAGACAACAAUAGUUAUUCCUGAUCGUCCAGCUAGCGCUCCCACAUUACCCAGAUCUAGGUCAAACUCUUCUGAACGUCUCAUAUCACCCCCACGACUGUGUUCAUCUCCGAAAUAUCUACCUCAAGUUCCUGAAUCUGUAGACACUUGCGAUAAUGAUAAACAAGAGGCUCCCAUGGAAACUGACAAUUUUGAUUUAGACAAAAGUUUAGAACCUCUUAUUAAUGAGUUGUCAGGUGAAGAAAAUGCUUUGAUUGUGAUAACUGAGGAAGGCCAGGAAUUAACUGAAGAGGAUUACGCCAUGAUUGCAGAGUAUAGUAGUGAAAUUCAGAAUAGUUCCAGUGAAGGAUCCACUGAAAUUGAAGUAAAUAAAAACCAGGAAAUGAUUUCGGAACAGGUGGAUGAACCAGAGAAACAAGUUGAUCAAUCCAGUGUAACAGGAAACAGUUGCAUCGAAAGUGAAAUUCUCAAAGAUGGUCAGCCUUCAUCUGAAUCAGGAAGCACUGUCAGGUCAAUUAAACUGUCAUCUAACACAGAGAUUGUGAAAAGUGGCCAAGAGUUAUCAGUACAGACAAUUUCUGAAGGCACAGAAGUUCCUGUGGAGAACCGUAGUCAACAAAUCACAAAACCUUCAUUGGUUGUUCCAGUGGCAAAUAGUACAGGAGAUGAACAAGAUCAGUCUGAUAAGAAUAAAAGUGUAGAUACAUCUGGGAAAGAAUUGUCUGAAGUGCCUGUAAAUCUACUGGACCAAUCAACAUCAAGAUCUGGAGAAAUGCAAGCAACAAUGUCAACAAGUUCUGCUGUGAAGAAUAUUGGACAAAGAGAACCUGUCAUUGGUUUAACAUGCAGUGAGCUGGAUGAAGAUUCACAAGUCACCAAUCAGAAGUCACAACACAUUGAUCAUACUAAAAUAAGGAAAAGUGGAAGCAUUUCUUAUGUAUCAAGUGAAAUAGGCUGUCAGACAAAUACAGAUUUUGUUUCUGAUGACGAAGAAGUCAUUGAGACAGAUGGUAAGAUGAAGAAAGCUGCUAAAAAAGAUUGUCCCGUCUUAGAAAAAGUUGAUAGUUCUUCAGAGGAGAGUUCACUAGAGAAUAUUGAUGAUGUGGAACUAAUGCCAGUUCUCACCAUAGAAAGUCCAAUGAAAGAACAGCUAAAUGUUUCUGUAGAAGAUACAGAAAAUGCUAAGAGAAUAUUGAAGAUAGGUGAUGGUCAGAAAACUGAUAGUGUAGACAUGCUAUCAGAAAAUGAAAAAUUGAAAACCAGUACAUCAAAUGUAGACUUGAAAGAAGACAUUUAUGAACCACCAAAAAAUUUUGCUAUGAGAAACUCUGAGACAUAUAUACUGCACGAAGAAACUGGUGAUUUUAUUCCUAAGGUAGAUUCACCUAUAAAAGAAGUUAUCUCAUUAAGUUCUGAAGAUGAGGUUGAAAAUGUCAAAAAUAAAAGUAGACCUCAGCAUGAAAGUACUGAUACACACCAGUGUGCACCUUCAAAGGAUCGUAAUGUAUUUGAAGUUUUAAAUUUAUCUGUUGAAGCUGACGAAAAUGAAAAGCAGAAGACAGAAAUACUAAAAGGGUUAGGAUUAGAAAGGACACCUUCACCAAAGCGAGAGAAGCAACCCCGUAAAUCUUAUCCAUUACGACACAGACAAAUAUUCAGUGAUGAAGAAGCACAGAUGGAAGAGAAACCUUUACAUGACAAAUUAAGUGAAAAGAUAAAAGCUGAGAGCCUUGCUAAAAGUACUCCAGGUGAAGAAGGACCAUUCAAAUGUCCUACAUGUAAACGUCAUUAUAGAACAAAGGAGAGUUAUAACACCCAUGUUAGUAGCUGUGAUUUUGAUAUUAGUAGUACUACAGAUGAGGAAGAUGAACCUGAGACUACCUCUAGGGAAGGGAGAUACCCAAUGAGAGGAACAACCAUCGCACAGACUGUCGUUAGUCAGGUUGAUGAGCAAGAACGAAAAUCUAUCACAAAGAAACCUGGCAGGCCUGGUCAAAGAUUUAACAUGUCUCCAAAAGUCGUACUAGAUCGCUUAUCACCAUCACGAUGCAGUAUUCCACUAAAGACCUCCAAUUCUAAUCUGAAAGAGAACCCCUCAAGGACUACAGCGAUUAAAAGAGGAAGAGGAAGACCUCCAAAAGUUGCUGUUACUCCUCAAGAUGAUGAACAGGCUGAAGAACUUUCAGAUUCAAUGGAGGAGACUGAAGAGUUAACCACAUCUACAGUGAUUAAAAGAGGAAGAGGAAGACCUCCAAAAGUUGCUGUUACUCCUCAAGAUAAUGAACAGGCUGAAGAACUUUCAGAUUCAAUGCAGGAGACUGAAGAGUUAACCACAUCUACAGUGAUUAAAAGAGGAAGAGGAAGACCUCCAAAAGUUGCUGUUACUCCUCAAGAUAAUGAACAGGCUGAAGAACUUUCAGAUUCAAUGCAGGAGACUGAAGAGUUAACUACAGAUGCAAAUAAGGAAAAGAUAAAGAGGGGAAGACCUCCUUUACAUAAAACACCUGAAAUAAAGUCUGGUUCAUCACAGCAAAGUUUAGAAUUGUCAUGUCCUGAACAAGACACUGAAAAGAGAAAGAGAGGCAGACCUCCUUUACACAAACUAUCGGAAAGUACAGAAAAAAGUGAAUGUUCAAAUGACAGUACAUCAUUGUCUGAACAAUCUACGCCUAGAGGUAGAGGACGUCCCCCAAAGUCAUCUUUAGUUCAGUCCAAAAUUAGUAACAUUAGAGACAAGUAUAGGAGACAUCAGCGAUCCAAAAGUGAUGGAUUAAUAGCAACAAAAAGGCACCUUGACAGUUCAGAAGUGUCUGAUAAUCCUUAUGCAAGGCAAUAUUUGUUCAAGAAAACAAGCCUCAAUUACAAUACAAAACAGAGUCUUCUCAGUUCCUCUAAAAUUUCCAGACGAUCUUUGCAAUUAAUGUCUCGUAAAUCAUCAGCUCAGACACAAAGGAGACGUCACUUUACUGAUUCAGAGUCUAUGAACAUGAAAUCUGUUUCUAAGAGAAGAGUUAGCAGUGCUUCAUCAUCUUCUAAAGAUUUAGAUAAGUCAGCUAAUGAUCAAGAGUUAGAAAACAUGGAGAAAUUAGCUAGUCUGGAAAAACAAAUAAACCGCAAAAGAGGUAGACCAAGGAAGAAGCCUUUAAGUUUUAAAUCUGACAUAGAGGUUGAUCUAGAGAAGCAUGAUCAUUCUGAAGCAAAAGAAGAAGUUUGUGAUGAAAAGGAGGACAAGAUCAGCAGGAAAGAUGACAAAGAAGACGAUAAAAGUGAUGUGUUUGAUAGCACAGAAGUAAGAAAAAGUGAUGAGAAAGAAAUUAAGAAUAAACAAGAAAUAGAAGGUGAAACUGACAGCAAAUCAGAGGAAAUCUACAGCAAUAAAGAUGUCCAAAGUGAUUCUGAUACCAAGUCAGAUAUAUGUAGUAAGGUUGACAACAAAAUUGAAACUAAAGCUGAAGAUGAAAAUACAUUGGAUACAGAGGUUGAUGGAAAAUCAGAAACAAAUUCAGAUAUUGCAACUCUCUCAGAUCAGGACAUGAAAAGCGAAGAUAUAUCUGAAAUGGAGGAUGCUUUAGAUAAAGAGAUCAAACAAGAAAUCCUUGACGAGGAGUAUGUAAUGGACACAACUGAAGCAAAGCCUGAGAAAGAAGUCAUUGAAAAUAAGGAUGUAAUGCCACAAGAAGUGAAAGAUUCUGAACAGAAAAAUGUAUUGCCAACUGAAACUCCAUCUGUUUCUUUUGACAAUUCCCAUUGUAAAGAUGACCAAAGUUCAUCUGUCAAGACUGCAUCUGAAAUGUUAGGUUCUGCUGCAAGACCUCUUGUUAUUGAUGAUGACGAUGAAGAUGAUCAACCUGUGAGAGAAGCUAAACCCAAAUAUAAUAGAGUAAUAAGGAGACGUGAGAAGACACCUAGAAAAUCAUUUGAAGAUGAAAGUAAUGUUGCCUCUUUGAAAUCUUCUCCUGCAGUCAAAGCAUUGUCUCAGUUCUUGGCACAGAAAGAAAAAACUCCACCCAAAAAUGAACCUGUGACUGACACAAAAACUGGGCGAAGUGCCAGUUCCUUUCAGGAAUUAUUAAAGGAAAAACCAUCUAAUGUUCAGGCGCCGCGUUAUGAUUUAAUUAGAAAAUCAUUAAAUGAAACAAAAAGAGAAUCUCCUCAACAAUUAACUCAAAUAAGAAGGGCAUCAGAGGAGUCGAAACACAGUAGAGAUGUUGGAAUAGGUACCAGUUCACCAAGGUCUCGUCAUUCCUCAGGCCAUUCUACUGAUGAAAGAAACAUAUUCCAGUUGCUAAACAAGGGUUCUCCACCAAAGUUAAAUAUUGGAAAUGGUGGUUCUUACAAUGCAAUUAAACCAGCGGCAGAGUUUGGUCAGUCUCAACAAUCUUCUGUACGGGGACCUCCUCCCUUGAUGACACCCUCAUUAAUUGGUAUCCAUAAUCCUAAUUUAGUCAGUAAUCCAGCACAUUCACUGACAGCAUUCCAACAACUUCAACAGAACAUGCCACAUGCCAUACAACAAAUACAGCAGAUGCAUAGCAGGUCAACCCCAGCUAUAAUACCAUUAACACAAGCUAUGUCGGCACAGAUGGACAUAUCACAUGUAGGUACUGAGAGACCAGUUCCAGCUCCCUUUGACAUGAAUCUGCAUAUUAACAGAAUGAUUAUGGAAACAUCAAUGGCAGCAGGACCAAUUCAUCAGAGACAGGUUCUGCAACAAAUGAUAUUGAAUGAGUCUGCUAACAGUGGAAAAACACCUGAAACACAGCAGACUUCUCAAAUAAAUACACAAGCUAUUCCAAGUCCAAUCACAACUCCAUCCGGUUUAUACAUCAGUUCUGGUCAGCAUACUCCAGUAUUUAACUUACCCACGUCACCACAGAACCAAAGUCCAACAACUCCUGUAUCUACACCAAAUAAGAGUCCUGUAUUAUCAAGGACACCAGAUUUAUCACCUGGUUCAUACCACAGUGUAGGUCAGUGUGGAAUUAAGCAAACUCCUAUAUAUAACUUGCCACAAAACCAACAAAGGCCAACAACACUUGUAACUGACCACGUGAAAAAACCACCAGCUAAUAGUAAACUUAUUCCUUUGACACAGUUGAUGGAAGCAGGUCUUCAGUCUAAAUUAAUAAUACCAAAAGUAUCCAUGCAAUCAGCAUCAUCAUCUCCAGAUAGUCUGCAGCCAUCACCACUUAGCCAACUUAGUCGUCCAUCUUUAUCGCUAGCAGUAAGUCAUCCACCAUCAACAUCUCCAGUCAGUCUCCCGCAGUCAACAUUGCCUUUAGUUCUACCUCAACAGAAACAAGGGGGUGCCAAACCUAAUACUAUUGUACGCAUAUUUGUGGAUGGCAAACCAGUUGCCUUGACUACAGAUCCAACAGUCCUUCAGGAUCAUACAGCAUUGUUGAACAAACUGGGAGGUGGUCAGAUUCAGAGUGGAACAUAUUCUGUCACAGUAUCGGCACACCGUGUUCCUUCGACCAAUUCAAGUCCUGUAAAUACAACUGGUGCGAACAACCAGCUACCAAGAGUUCCAGCAAUACAACCUAUAGUACCAAUGUCCCAAAAUGAUCAGUUCAUUCCAUGGAAAGCACCAGGAAAUGUUCCUGAUUCUUCAGGCAAACAAAUGACAAUUUCAUCUGCCAUUAAAGAUGCGUUGGAUAGUCACCUAGUGUCAAAACUAUCUCCUUCAAAAUCAAACCAAGUAUUAUCAUCUCUCUUAAGCAGGCAGAGAAACUUAAAUCAUCAUAGCUAUUCUAAAAAUUCAAUAUUGCCUAGGAAUAUGCAGGAGCUGAUUAGAAGGUUACCAUUACCAGACAGACCAAUAUCUUCCAUAUCCGUGCAACCCAAGGUCAUGACCUCUUUUGUGAAAAAACCUGAUGGUACCAUUCAGAAAAAGACAUUGGUCAAGCCAAUGAUUGUGAAUCGCAAAAGACCUGCCAUCAAUCCAAUCAACUUGUCAGGAAAUUCUUUCAAAAAGCCUAUGAUAUCAACCUACCAAGAGAAGAAUGGGACUGUUCAAGGACUACUGUCUAAAGUUUAUAUGAGAAAACUGGUGAAAGAUGGAUCCCCUAAAUCAAAGAUGGCGGACAGCAUGCAGCAGACUACACAAACUGGUCAUGAAUACUUCAAAAGAAGAGGGAGAAAACCCAAGGAUAAAAAUUUGAAGAAGAAAACACCUAGAAAAUCUAAUAUCAGCAAACCACAUGCAGGAGGAAGAUCCUCCCAUCCUAUUAUCCAUGGUCCAAAAGAGGUGACAUCCUUGCCUCAGCCUGCCUUAGAAGAGGAAGUGACAGAAUCCUCAAUGUCUAGCUUUAUGGAACACCAACAGCGAGUUCAGGAAAAGGCUGAGAGGAAAGAUAAAGAUGGAGCCCACCUUAUGUUUGAGAUCACCAGUGAUGAUGGAUUCAGUUGUAAAGCAGAAACCAUGGAAGAAGCUUGGCAGCAAGUUACAGAAAGGGUACAGGAUGCUAGAACGACUGCAAGGUUGAAACAUUUGUCUUGUGCAAGUGUACAUGGAGUAAAUAUGUUUGGAGUGAACCACAAUGCUGUACUGUACCUGUUAGAACAGCUAUAUGGAGCACAGUUAUGUCGUAACUACAAGUUCAGAUAUCAACAGUAUACCCUCACUGAGGAUGAAGAGGAACCUGUAGUGAACCCAACAGGAUCUAUCAGAUCAGAACCCUACCAAUCUCGUAAAGAGUUCGAUAUCUUCAGUUUCCUCAUGUCUCAGUAUAGAAGACUGCCAGAAAUGGAUUUGUCAGAUGCUAACAGUGAAAUGAAUCUUAAAUCACAGAGGAGAGCCACCAGUAUGGACUUGCCAAUGGCAAUGAGGUUCCGUAAGCUGAAAGAACAUGCUAGGGAGGCUGUUGGAGUAUACAGAUCACACAUCCAUGGAAGAGGUUUAUAUUGCAAGAGAAAAAUUGACGCUGGUGAGAUGAUAAUAGAAUACUCAGGGGAAGUAAUUCGUGGUUCACUGACAGAUAAAAGAGAAAAGUAUUAUGAGGGCAAGGGUAUUGGAUGUUACAUGUUUCGUAUUGAUGAUGCUGAUGUUGUUGAUGCUACUCUACAUGGAAGUGCAGCAAGAUUCAUUAAUCACUCUUGUGAGCCUAACUGUUAUUCCAAAGUGAUUCAGGUUGAAGGGAAGAAACAUAUAGUUAUCUUUGCCAUGAGACAAAUAAACAAAGGAGAGGAACUCACCUAUGACUACAAGUUCCCAAUAGAAGAAGUCAAAAUUCCAUGUACUUGUGGGUCAAAGAAAUGCCGUAAAUAUCUCAACUAGGAUGAUUGUUUGCUGACCACAGGGGAAAAAGGGAACUCCAUAACUUAGAGCUAGUAUAAAAUAAAAAUAAAAAAUGACCGUAAACAGAAAUUUGAUUGGAAGAUGGAAUGUUAGAAAAAUUGUGCAAUGAUACUAAAUAAAAGGAAAUCCUAUAGAACUAGCUUACUGUGAUAUUGUUCUAUAACAGAGAUAUUAUCUAGAGAGUAAAUAAUAUUGUAUUGGAACAGAAUUAUUGUCAAAUCUCCACAAUGUGUUCUAUGUAUCAUUGAUAUUAUAAAAUUCUAUAUUCAAUUGGUUUGUGCUAUGAAAAAGGAGUAUUAUUUUUCUUUAAUUUGCAACUCUUCAAAAACUAUGUUAAAUUAAUAAAAUCAAGAUUUGUUACCAAUCAUGUUUCAAAAUAGCCACUAUAUACUUAUAGAACCAUACUUGAACUAAGGGUAGCAUGAGGUGUUAAAAGAUUUUGAAGACUGAGCAUUUUGAAGUGAUUAACUAAAGGCCUUCUAAUGAGAUUAGAUAAAAUAUUUGAGAAGAUAGAGAUAUUUUGUUUCAUCUUUUAAUUGUUUCCAAAAAUAAUAUAAAACAAAUGUUUGUACCUAACUGGUGACAUGACAUAUUUAACUACUAUGCAAUCAUUUUAUGCAGUCGCUGCAAUCAAUUUGCAAAUGUUUAUUUCCAAUGAAAGACUGUUUGUCAAACAUGUUCUGACCAUAUAUGUAGAAACUAACAUUAGGAUGCAAUUGUUGUAUUAGUUCUACUAAUAGUUUAGACAGUAUGGUUUCUGUAUUUAAUUGUUCAGAUAUUUAGAAUUUGAAUUAAAAGUCUUAAUGAAUUUACAAACUGAUUUUGAUGGGAUGUGGUUUGAUAAAAAAAAAAAGAAGGAAAUUGUUAUUUUGAUGUGAAACAUUACCAGAAUAUAUUUUUAAUUGUAAAUAUGUAAUUACAAUGAAGUGUAAAAAUGUACAGUCGUUGAAAGCAACCAGAGAUGUGCUAUAAUUACAUUGUUCAUUGAAACAAGGACAUCAUUUCACAGGGUCAUGUAUAACAAACUGAAAAAUAAACAAACCUAUAUCUGAUCAUCAAGGGUGUUCGCCUAUUCAUAUUUUGUAGAGUUAAUGGGUCAGUUUUGGUACUGUUCCGAUAACAUUUGUAUUUGUGCCAUAAAAAAUUACAGGGUAAACUACUAUUAUUUACCUUUUAUUUGAUAAAUUUGCAAGAGCAUUUUUAUUUUCAUCAAACUGUCUUCAUGUAUAUUGACUUGAACCCACAUGUUCAGCCCCUAAUUAUCUGUGUCCUUCAUGCAUAAAAUGAGGGUUUUAUUCAAUGCAAACUUGUUUCAUAAUUUAAGAAAUAUUCUGAAGUAAAACUUUGUGAGAUGAUGUCCUGAAGUGUGAAAUAAACCUCAAUCAUUCAUAGCUAUUAUCUAUCUACUGUUACCAUUGUUUACAUUUUAUACAUUUACAUACACAUAUAUUUAUUUGUUGUACAUAGUUUUAUAUUUUUUGUGUUUUCGAACAAUGAAUGGUCUCCUUUAGCAAUUGAAUACUAAAAAUAAAAUUUACAAAUUAUGGUAUUUAAAAUGAA